Sphaeramia orbicularis (orbiculate cardinalfish) is the source of this 1880-nucleotide messenger RNA. RefSeq lists its product as uncharacterized. Lineage: Eukaryota; Metazoa; Chordata; Actinopteri; Kurtiformes; Apogonidae. The transcript is spliced from 6 exons. The record is from RefSeq and is a predicted model, not a curated record. Bases 13 to 741 code for a protein of 242 amino acids.
UUAGAUAGACUCAUGCCAGGACUCAUGAGAUCAUUCAUAAGCUCUCAAGCAACAGAGAUGGACCGACUGCUUUGGUUUUAUUUCCUACUCAUCUACCUGCCUGUAACAGAGAGCAUGGACAAGACAGUUUGCUUAUCACAGCCAAAAGUGGUUUGGAGGAAAACAGAACAAUCUGCUGUUCUCUCUUGUACUGUCCACUCAAACUGUUCAGACACAGGGCUACAGUAUAGAUGGUUUGUUUUCCGAAAGGACACACACUCUGAAGUCCAUGACAGUCCUCCUAAGUGCGUUCUGAAUGGACCGACUUUACACAUCAAUUCACUUGAUGUAACAGACAGUGGGAUCUACCACUGUGCUGCAGUAUCACUAGACAGAGAGCCUGAAGCUGGUAGACAGCACAUCGGCCUGGGUACGACUCUGGUAGUAAGAGAGAAGACAAAGGUGAGGCACAUUCUCCUGUGGCUAUCUUUUAUACUCAUGGCUAUUUACAGCUUGGUGAUACUGGCGCUCGUCAUUCUGAAGAAGUAUGGCUACCAUCGCACCUGCAUAAAGAUGAACAAAACCUCAAAUGUUAAAACCUCAAGUAAAAGAAUGCAAUUCCGUGAUGUGCUGCAAGAAUUAUACAGCAGAAGAAACUCAGAAAGAAACAAACAAUCAGCAAGGAGAAACAGACCUCAGACUGACGAGGCUGCAAGUCCCAAGUUCAACGGCUCCAUUGAUGACAUCUAUCAAAAUGUCUAAAUGUCACUGAAGGACAGAUUCAGAGCUCCAUCCUACAAACUGAAAGGACAUUUCAAAACCAUGAAAACACUUGCGGACAUCAUCAUGCGCAACCUCAACAAAGGCUACAAGUUCAAUGGCGUGGUUAUUGUUUGAGAAAACAAGGUUGCAGUUCCUUUUCCUCUCGUUUUUAGGUUUCAGAAGUGAGAGAUGAAUAGACUUUUGGAAAUUUUACUUGUCAAUCCAUUGCCAUUAAUAUUAGAAAGGACCUACAUGAUAACAAGGCAAGAAAGUUGAAAGGCAGAAUUAUUACUUGUCAUUUCUGACAACGGUAAUAAGAACCAUGGAAUGUUGAGCAAAACACUGGAUGCUUUAUAUAGUUUACAAAGCACAGUUUUAAUAAUAUAAUAUUGUUCAACAAGAUAAAGAAUUUCACAUACUUGUAAACAUGUGACAGUAAAAAUCAUUCUCAUGAUGUUGUAUCAAAGCACAUUUUCAAUCAAAAUCUAUAUCAAGUGACAAAAAAUCCUAUUUAGAUGUUUUUUUGACUAUGAUUAUCAUUUAUAAUGAUAGAAAGGCACAUCACUUAAUAUAGUCUGCUAAUCGCAAAAGUAAAUUAAAAGAAAGGGCAGUGUUACUUUGAUAUCAAGGUUUUGAUCUGGAUCUUCUAAAAAGGACAAUAUCUUUCUGUAAGGAUAACAAUGUUCAUCAUCAUGUUGGUAACAUUCUUCCCUUUUUUUUCCCUUCAAUUGAGAUGAAGGCUUUUAAGCCAGUUUAUACUUUACAAAUGUACUGUGGCAGAGGGAGAUUUUACAGUACCUGAAUAUUUUAUGCCGAAAUCCAGAAGAUGUUUGUUUUACAAUUAUAUAGUUUGCUUUAGAAUACAUUCAAAACUCUGAAAAGUCCCACAAAAAGAGUCUCCUUUCACCAUACCAUAUGUUGCCACAAAAUAUACAAUGUCCAAAUUUGCCCAAUUGCAUUCUACUUCCCUCUUUCUGUCAUUAGCUUAACACAGUAUUUUCCCAUGUCUUCUGAUUGAUCCCUUUACUGCGGUUAUAUACAGUAUAUGUAAAUGUGAAAGUCAAUGUGAAAAAGUGUUAUCGGUGCAUCCAUACUGCUGACAUCAGUCUACAGAGAAAGCAACAUUAGCACCUUUGAAU